CCGACUCGAGAAGCAUGCGUAUGUUUUUUUAAGGUUCAUAUUCAGGGAAGAUAUACUUAAUUAUUAACACAGAUCAAAGCCGAGUAAUUAACAGCUGCAGUUUAGGCUGUUGCCGCUGUUCCGAUCAAAAUGGCUGUGAAUUUUGCAAAACGAAAAAUGGUAACUGUGCUGAGUAUUGAUGGGGGUGGAGUCAAAGGCCUGAUUCCCGGCACCCUCCUCGCCUGUCUCGAAUCCAAGCUUCAGGAAUUGGAUGGACCAAAUGCGAGGAUUGCGGACUAUUUUGAUGUUAUUGCAGGAACAAGCACUGGGGGGUUGCUAACCACCAUGCUUACAGCUCCAAAUAAGGAAAAUAGACCCAUGUAUGCCGGAGAGGACCUUAUUAACUUCUAUUUCGACCACUCUCCGAAGAUAUUCCCCCAGAAAAGUAAUUUGAGGGGUUCUGUGGCGAGUUUGACGGGGCCAAAGUAUGACGGGAAGUACCUGAAAACGAUGGUAAACCAGUUUCUGGGAGACAUGACCCUGAAACAGACACUAACCAAUGUGGUCAUACCGGCUUUUGACAUCAAACUCCUCCAGCCAGUCAUCUUUUCAACUAGCGAUGCGAAGAACGAUGAUCUGAAGAAUGCUAGGCUAGCAGACGUAUGCAUAGGCACCUCUGCGGCUCCUUGCUUCUUUCCUGCGCACUACUUUGAAACCAAGGAUUCUAGUGGUAAAUCACGCAGCUUCAAUCUAAUUGAUGGAGGAGUUGCUGCAAAUAACCCUACGCUGUUGGCUAUGACCCAAAUAUGGAAAGACAAAGAGGAGUUUGCGGAGAUAGGACCGGUAGACAGUCGGAGGAUGCUAGUGCUGUCGCUUGGCACCGGUUCAGAUAAAGAAGAAGAGACGUACGAUGCGGCCGUAGCCUCUAAAUGGGGCAUGGUUAACUGGCUCUAUGACGGUGGAAGAACUCCGCUGCUUCACUUUUUUGCCGAUGCAAGUUGCGAUAUGGUUGACUUCCAUGUCUCCACUUUCUUCCAUUGCCUUGAUUCAAAGGAAAAUUAUCUCCGCAUUCAGGAUGACACAUUGACUGGUAAUGCAUGCCGACUGGACCUUGCAACAAAGGAGAACAUGCAAACUUUGGUGGAAAUCGGAACAAAGCUGUUGAAGAAGCCAUUAUCAAGGGUGAAUUUGGAUAAUGGCAAGCUUGAGUCAGUCAAGGGAAAUCAUACCAAUGAAGAAGCUCUUGCUACCUUUGCCAAGCGGCUUUCAGAAGAGCGACGGUUCAGGCAAACAGAGAUUUAAUCUAAGCUUUUUGUUUAUGAAAAGGCUUCCUCUACUUUUGAUAUUAUUUUCAAUUAAUCUUGAAUAAUAAAAGAAGAAGAAUACUAGAGACAAAUACAAUUACCUUCUAUUUGAUGCACUGGAUUCACGUUUAUGUAUGGGUGAAAACUAUGGAACAUUUUUUUUUCUCUGAAUAUUACCGAAAUGAUUGAAAUAAAGUUUUAAAGUUUCU
Messenger RNA from Rubroshorea leprosula, 1492 nucleotides. Lineage: Eukaryota; Viridiplantae; Streptophyta; Magnoliopsida; Malvales; Dipterocarpaceae. The record is from the annotation of a GenBank genome assembly.